AUGCUUUUGGGAAACCUGGCCCAGGUCUCUUCAGGCCUGUACAACAGCUGCCCCCAGGGUCCGGCUGGCACCCCUGGAAGGGAGGGUAACCCUGGCACCAAUGGCAUCCCUGGGACCCCUGGCAUCCCGGGGCGCGAUGGCAUCAAGGGGGAGAAAGGAGAGUGUGUGAGUGAGGUGUUUGAGGAGCCCUGGAAACCCAACUACAAGCAGUGUGCCUGGAACUCACUCAACUAUGGGAUCGACCUGGGCAAGAUAGCUGACUGUACAUUCACCAAGCUGCGGUCAGACAGUGCCCUGCGUGUGCUCUUCAGCGGCUCCCUGAGGCUGAAGUGUAAGACAGCCUGCUGCCAGCGUUGGUACUUCACCUUCAAUGGAGCUGAGUGUACAGGACCUCUGCCCAUCGAGUUCAUCAUCUACCUCGACCAAGGCAGCCCUGAGCUCAACUCCACCAUCAACAUACACAGAACCUCAUCUGUUGAAGGGUUGUGUGAGGGGAUCCGGGCAGGCCUGGUGGACGUGGCUAUCUGGGUGGGGACCUGUGCUGACUACCCCAGAGGAGACGCAUCUACAGGGUGGAACUCCGUAUCCAGGGUCUUCAUAGAGGAGCUGCCCAAAUGAGGCCGUCUUUAUUAAGUGAUGGGACCAGGCCCCAUAGAGAAAGAACCCCUAACAGUCCUUCUGAAGCCUUUGACUACAUAUCAGUUUAGUUUCUGGAUGUGUUCCUAGUCUUUGACAAUGUCCUCUGGCCAAUCAGACAACUUCAGUUGUGGCUAAAGCCUACUACAGGAUCACUGAUGUUCACUUGAAUGUUUUGUACUACA
Molecule: messenger RNA, 821 nt
Organism: Salvelinus namaycush (lake trout)
Lineage: Eukaryota; Metazoa; Chordata; Actinopteri; Salmoniformes; Salmonidae
Product: collagen triple helix repeat-containing protein 1-like
Exons: 4
Coding region: 1-618 (205 amino acids)
Source: RefSeq, a predicted model, not a curated record